Rubroshorea leprosula is the source of this 546-nucleotide messenger RNA. The record is from the annotation of a GenBank genome assembly. NCBI's taxonomy places the organism in Eukaryota, Viridiplantae, Streptophyta, Magnoliopsida, Malvales, Dipterocarpaceae.
AGCUGAACUUAUGAAGAAAUCAUUUGACAGGAAGGAUUCCUUCAGAUAUUGGGAAGAUUAGAUAGUGAGAAUCACUUGACUUGUCACAAAACCAGCUUUCAGGUCAGCUUCCUUGGAGCAUGUCCCAUUUAAAUUUUCUCAACACUUUGAACCUGUCAUAUAACAACUUUUCUGGAAGAAUCCCAUUAUCAACCCAAAUGCAGACCUUUGAUGCUUCUGCAUUUGUUGAUAAUCUUGAACUCUAUGGGCUUCCUCUAAGACCAACUUGCCUGGAAGAAGAAAAAUCAAAGAGCAAACCAACAAACUGUGGUGGCAAAGACAACAAAGAAGAUAGUAGAAUUCUGGAAAUCGUUUGAACUAGGUGCAAUCAUUGGUUUUGUGGGAGUCUGGUUGUGAAGUUAGAUCAUCCUUGGAAACAUCUGUUGUUCAACAAAUUGAGAGUCUGCCUCAACAACUUAAAAGACUGCCUUUAUUUAAUUGUAGCAACAUUUCGUUUGCUAGUGACAGAGCAUGUCCCCGGAUUGUGAAUAAAAUUGAAGUUUUAAG